Molecule: messenger RNA, 11729 nt
Organism: Pocillopora meandrina
Lineage: Eukaryota; Metazoa; Cnidaria; Anthozoa; Scleractinia; Pocilloporidae
Source: the annotation of a GenBank genome assembly
AUGCCUGACCCUGAUAACUAUGCAGCGGCUUUGCUGAGAAGCCAUCAAUCUAAAAUAAACGAUAAUUUCCUUGCAAGAGUGGGAAGAAAGGUAUUGAAGAGUCUUGGACUUUCCUUGUGUCCAUUGUAUAUCGUUUGUGCUGGGCGUCGUGUUAACCUCGGGUUAGCGCACAAGAACGCGCAUGGAAGAUUCUUUGAUGAGUCUGCAAAAUGCUGGUUGAAUUGGGAUCCUAAUGAGCACAUUGGGCAACUUGCAGCAGAUAAAGAUAUAACGUGUGACUCAAAGACAAUUGAAGAUUCUUUCUUGGUUCUUAAGAAGGAUAUGUUUGACUUGGACUGCAUCCUACACUCUGCGGGAUUUGCAGAUUACAUCCUAGUCAGAGGACAUAUCGCCAAGGAGAUUCCAUUGUCGUACUCGCAUCAUGCGGAUGAAUGGCGUUUUUACAACAAUGUAAAAAAAAGCUGGGUUUCAUUAGCUGAGUAUGACCAGUUAUCUGACAGACGCUGUGAUGAGUCCGACGAUUCUCAGGAUUUCGAACAAAGGAGGAAACUAGCACAUCAAAUCAUAAACAAACUUACAGGUGCCUCAGAUUUUGCAUCAAGCUGCUUUGGUUCGCACUGGUUGAGUUUGGACCAGUUUCACACUCUGCUGUCUAAAUAUUCAAAGAUUGGUUUGACUGUGGCUGGUCCAGCAACAGAUAUGGCGUACUUGGUUAAAAAGGUAUCCAGUUGGACAGGUAAUGUGAGAGAAAUAAGAGCAAUGUGGGCAGUUUGUGAACUUGGUUUUAACACAGGCAAGAUGAAUGUAUGUGGAAUGAAUUUUAAUGAAGCCGCAGAUCUGGAAAGUGCAGAGUGUUUGUCACCCAAAUACUUUUCAAAUGCAACUUUUUCUUUCCUACCCACUGAAACAUGCAAGUUGACACCACAAUUCAAAGUGAUGCAGGAGAUAGCAGAGGAAAUGAGAGUGCUGCAAUGCAUCAAGGAUAAGAUAGCACUGUGGACUCAUGUUAAAGGUGGAAAAACAGAACCUUUGUUUGAUUAUUUCAUCUGCGAGUCCCCAGAUAUGAUUGAAACAUUGCUUAAAAUGGGCCUCAUAAGAGUGUUUGUGAUCCCAAAAAUGCACGAAGGAUACAUGAUAUUGUCACCAAGUGAAUGUGAAACCAAAUUUACUGCCUGGGUGAAUCCAAGUGAAAUGUUCAGAGUUUUUAUACAGGGAAAAAGCAAACUUUAUUUUGAUGGCAAUCACUGGUCCUCUGCCAAGGUCGUUGCAUGACUCUUUUAUGUUGACUUGAGACUUCGUGUCACUGACUAUUUCAAGAAAUACAAUAAAUUGUUUGAGGUAAAAGGUUAAGUCUCUACUUGAGGCAAGUGGCCAAUUCAGCUGGCAGGUUUCUAUGACGUGAAACCACCAGUAGUAUUUGUACUUCCCUCUCCCCUUCCUGGAUGGGAUGCCAGUCCAUCCCGAGGUUUUCCCCAAACAUUUCUUUAUUUCUUCCCUGGCAAUUUGCCAACACCCAUUUAUACUCCCUGAUGUAGAGAGGCACUAUGAGAAUAAAGUGUUUUGCCCAAGAACACAACACAAUGACACAACCAGGACUCAAACCCAGACCUCUUAACCUAGCAUCCAGCUCACUAGACACUAGGCCAGUGUGUCUCCCAUAAAAUGUUUGAAGCUGGGAGCCUGGGAGUAAAAUCUGAUUGUGUGGUCUCAUCCAGGUGAGAGUAAUCCUAAGAGGGACCGUUGUUAGUGGUGACUAGUGUUUCAACAACCACUCAACUUGACAAUGACUUCUGUCAAGGUUGAGUAAAUGUCAGUCACUACUUGCAAAGAAAGGCCUUCUCAGGACAGCACACACCAGGAAGAUCUGACCACAUAGUGAAAUUUUUGAAGAAAUGUCAGUAUUGCAGGAGAGUGACCCAGAAUAAUUGAUCCCUUCUAUCUGAACUCCUACAAUUCACUUGGGUCAUGGAUUGCGGCCUAACAGAUUGUUCCAAGAGCUGAUGAAAGCCCCUGUAACAGACUUUGUCUUGUUUCAAAGAGUUUUCUUGUCUUUCACUGCCUCUUUGCUUCUCGAAUCAUUAUCACGAAGCUGUUUUGGCAAUAUUCCUUGCUUCAAUCUUCACCAACUGAUACAGGUGCGCAACUUUUCCCUUAGAUCCUGGGCUGCCUGUGCAGUUUUGGCGGCUCAUUUGUAAUAUUAACGUUGUGUAAACAUCCUCUUGGCGUCCAGCUAUGAUCUUGGGUUUGGUAGAAUUCCAAGAUGGCGUCGCCUUUCGAAGGUGACGGCGUACGGGUCUUGUUGACUUGUUCAUGUUCUGCCUUAUCUCCGGCGGCUCGUUUGUACUUCUGCCGACACUGUAUUAAGCUGAGAUGUCCUCUAUGUGUCUCUCAUGAGGUAGCUUCCAACGAAAACCCAAUCUUGGAUUAUAUAUUAGAACUCACGUAAAAAAAACAGCUGAAUAGUAAACGUGGCUGAUCCUCUUCAUUUUUUAGGUGGAUUCGUAUUAUUGUCCGAACUGUCUGGAAAAUAUGCCUUCAGCAGAAGCGAAAGUUAAGAAGAACAGGUAAAUUGUACGGUAAUUAAAGGGGGAAGCGUCUUUUAAUUGUGAAAAGUUCGUUCUGUUGAUGUAUACGUAGCUGUUGAUAGAACUUAUGGUAAAAUACGAUAUUCUUGAAGGGAUGUCGCAAAUUUUGUGAUCAUCAUGGAAUAUUGGACCAAGUGUUUUAUCACGAUGUGCUUUUAGAUUAGUGAUCAGAAGCAAGUAUUUCAAGUAACGAAUGGAAUGAUAACUCAACCAAAUCAGAUCACCUUGAAGUCGAGAUGAAGAACUUUGAAACCAGUGUAGUGGCCAACUUUCCCACACCGAAUAAUCUAACAGUUUAAAGCUAAGAUUUCCGCACAGCCCCAUGCUUCAUCAUGCAUGCAGUUCAUGUACAAAGAAAACAAUAGAUUGCCUUUGGGAUAGUACGAUACGAUAGUAUGACGUUGUGCCGAAAUCUUGGUAUGUCCAGAAAUGCACGCAGUAACGAAAAUGGCGAAAAUUCAUCAAAAUUUUUAGAUCUGCCGAGCUCAUUUGGCUUUGACAAAUUUGACUAAAAUUCGCCAAAAUCAUCAAAUCCAUGAACAUUCACUUGGUUUUAAAAAAUUUGUCAAAUCUGCCAUUUCAUUGCUGCGUGCAUUUUUGGACAUAAGUGGAAAUCUUACCACUUUGAUUAUUAUUUCCUUCUGUAAAUUACAGAUGUGCCAAUUGUUUUGACUGCCCAAGCUGUGGUAACACACUUUCAACACGAGCAACAGCAGUGGCCAUACAGGCUGAGAAGGGAGGUGAUGAUGCCAAAGCCAUGCAAGCCAAGAAGGUGUAUUACUUAGCCUGUGGCUUCUGUCGCUGGUCAUCCAGAGAUGUCGGCAUUGAAGAUAAAAGUGUUGGUGAGUUUAAGUUACCAUCAGUUGAACAGAUCAUGGCGUCAUGCAUGUAUAGCAACCAUUUUUUUUUUUUGGGGGGGGGAGGAGGGAGGGGUUAUUUGUAGUCUGUUUCAAACUCAUUUCAGUCAAAGCCCUCUUAACACUUUGAACCCUAAGAGUGACUAGCAUCUAAUUUCUCCCUACAAUAUCACCCAUGAAUCACACAUUUAGGUCCAAGGAAUAAGAGAAAUGAUCACCAGCAAAAAAAGCUCUUGAUUUUCCAACAAAUUCUCCUUACUAGCACCUUAGGAAAUAUAUGGUGAGCUGUAUGGAGAAUAUACAUAGUGAUGUCAAGUUUAUUAACUGAAAUUCUAACCAUUGAAAGUUAAGCUCUAUAAUAUUCCCUGGGGCAGUAAAUCUGCAUUGUUCACUGAGCACUGAGGAUUAAAUAAAUUUUUUCACUUAUCUGUUGCUACAGCAUUACAGUUUCUGUUGAAUAAUUUGCUAAGUUCUUUCUUCUGACGCCAAAUUUACUUUCCCUUUUUCAUUUUCCAGCAAGUGGUGCAUGGCAAGAACAGGAGAGUCCUGCUACUAAAAGGGUACUAAUUCAAAUUACUAAUUCAAAUAAAUAUUGGUUGACUUUGACUGUUAUUAAUCAUGAUGUAGUAAGCGACACCUCUCGCUAAUGGCUAUAGUUUGCAAGGUGAAGUGGUUUUAAUCAGAUUUUAGUAGUAACCAGUCACUAGUCUUGGACAAAACAGAAGCUCUGUUUGUACCCUUAUAAUUCUAUCCUAACCCUCUCACUCUUAAUAUCGCAUUAGUAAUUCUCUUCACUGUCUGCCAUAUAAUUCUCAUGUUGCUGGUCUUGAGAAUUUGCUAUUGGAUCAACAAAAAAUCCCUUAAUUGAUAUUUAUUUUUAUUCUUACCACUUGCCUCCCUGAUAUUGUAUUCUUGAUGGUAAAACGAAGAGAAUUGUGUGACAGACAGUAAGGAGGAUUACUAACGAUAUCUUGGAAGUGUAAGAGUGUUGUUCACUUAACAGGGUAGCAUGUUGUUCUGUUUUCAUUUUUCUCUCUCAUAUUUUUUUGGCUGACUUUCAGGUUAAUGUCCUUGUGGAAUAUUAUAGACAACUUGCGCAGAAAGAAAAAGUGGAACGGGAAAAAAAGAAAUUGACCAAACGACGUAAUUUCAUGCAUUUAUCAGUGAGUAACCAGCUUGUACAUGAACAGAUAGAUUUAUUUUGCUGAAGACAAGUAGCAGCAGUAAUUUUGUGGGAUUUUGCAUUGUAUGAUUGCAAUCAAGAUUAACCUGAUAUAAUUAUAUUUUCCAACGUAAAAUUUGAUCAUAAAGAAAAACUCAAUAGUCUAGGGAGUCGAUAUAUUUUGUAUUCAGCUAAAUUCAAGUAUAUUUAUAAACUGUAAAGUCCUUUAAAAAAGUUAAAGUGUAAUAAUACAUUUACAUUUAGGGGUUACUUUUUAAGAGUAUAAAUUUAUUGCAAUAACUUUGUCUUGAAUUUAAUCAACAUAAUGUUAUUGAUUAUCAUUUUUGUACAAUCAUCUAAUCCUGCAUGGCAAAAAUUAACUACACUGGACACAGUUUACUCCACGAAAGGUGAGGUUCUGUGACAUUUGAGUUUUUACCAAAUAACAAGUAUGAAAUAGUGAUAAAAACUAAUACUAAAUCUUUUGGGGGGUAAAAAGUUAUAGAUCUUAGUUUAUAAUUGAAAUGUUCAACAUUGUAAUUCUAAAACCAAAAAUCAGGGGACUUGUGUAAAUAAAUUCCGAAGACAAGAUUAUUAUAAUAGGCAUAAUUUUAACUAGUCGUUUCUCAAAGUGUAUACUCUAUUUAAACCUGCAAAAUAUAACUGCCUAUUUUUCCUGUUUAUUGUUCAGUAAUAAAGUGCUCCCUAUACUUCUAUUUGUGAUUUAAAUUUUCAUGAUCUUCGGCAAUUUAGUUUAGCAUAACAUUGCUAAGAGACCAGACUAUCCCCACCCAAGGGCUUUAGACAAUGAACAUUUGGUUUGGUUUUUUUUUUUGGUAGUAUCACUGUUAUUUUUCCAAGACAUUACUAAUUAAAGAGCACUUAUCAGCCAUUACAACACCAACCUUGGUUUUUAAUUUAGAGGUAAGUCAUUUGAUCCAAGAUGCAAUGUUCUUUUAAUCUUUUUUUCAAGGAUAAGUUUGGCUUGUCAUCACUAACAAGACGCAAAAGCAGCCUUUCCUAUCUUACUGCUAGUUUCAGUCCAAAAGGGUAAGUUUUCUGUCUAUUCUUGAGUGAAUAUUUUGCUAUCCUGGAGGGUAACUCCAGUCAAUUGUUGGAGUUUAUGGACUGGGAUCAGUCUUUGGGGUCACCCUCCAGGAUAACAAAAUAUUUACUAUCUUGGAGGGUGACCCAGAAGACUGAUCCCCAGUCCAUAGACUCCAACAAUUGACAAGAGUUGUAGGACACCCCACAGAUAGCUCCUUGAGCUAAUGCAACCCUCUCUUCCCCCUCUGAUAAAUUGGUCCAUGGGCAAAUAUGACCCCUCUCCCCUUUGGAUAGAUUGCUCUAUGAGUCAAUGCAACCCCUCUCCUCCCCCUCAAAACAAUUGAUCCAUUAACUAAUGCAACCCUCUCCUCCACUCAGAUACAUUGGUUCAUGAGCUAAAGCAACCCCUCACCCCUCCUUAGAAAGAUUGGCCCAUGAGCUAAUGCAACCCCUGUCCUCGCCACCUUGGAUAGAUGACCCAUGAAAUCAUGCAACCCCUCCCUACCCCCCCCCCCUUGGAUAGACUGGUCCAUGUGCUGAUGCAAACCCCCUCCCUUCCCUUCUUAUGGAUAUUUUGUACAGCCCUUAGGCCUUUUCCUUGCAAUCAAAACAAUAGCAUAGUAAAGUGACUGCACACCAUUUUGCUUAUAGGAAAGAUAUCAUGGAUGAAGAAGUUAAUUUAAAAAAUCCAAGUGAAGCUGUAGAAGAAGUGGAAACAUUACCAGAGGAAUUUUACAACAAGCCCUUGAUCCUUGAAAAAGGUAGCUGGAAAUACAUUUUCACAUCACAGUUUAAAUUGCAAAUGUUAAUUUAGAUCUGGGUUGAACGAAAUUAGCCACUGUUUCAAAAGUCUGAGGAACUGGCCCUUUGUCACAAUAGAAAGGCUACCCAGCUUUUUUUACCCUUUACAGUGGCUAAUUUAGCCCAACAAAAUUAGUCACCUGAUAACACCACAGUUUCUUUAGGGUUAAUAGAUCAGUUUCAGGGUCUGAGAAACUGCACACCUAUCCCUCCCCUGGCCCAACAACAACCACCUGAUAACAAGUUAGGGUUAAUGUUAGGGGGGAGGGGUAAGUACACAGUUUCUUGGUUACUGACAUUGAUCUGCCAAAGUUUAGUUCCAUAUUCUUCUCUAUGUCAGGGAGGUCUCCUUAUUAGAAAGCUCACAGUAUUUUGUUGAACAAUAUAUUUUCUAGUUCCAAAUCUGUCACAAAGACUUUGUCAGCCUGAUUUCCAGCCAGGAGCCAUUGGGUGAGAUUAGAAUGUUUCUUCACAACUUGUUACAAACUGCAGAGAGCUUUUACGCUUGCUGCAUUGUUCCAUUUUCAUUAUUUAUAACGUUAUUGUCAUUUCUGUUUAUAUUAUAGUGAUCUUCACCCUAGACACAAACACCUCCUGGCAAAGAGAUCGCAACGCUGCAGGGUGAGGAAAAGAAACCUGUUAAAGAAUUGAGAUGUUUUGACUCUUGGCUGAGACAGCUCUGUUUAUUUUUUCAUUGCACAGGAAUGUGAACAUAACCUCAGCAAACCAGAAUUCAACCCAUCAUCAAUAAAGUUCAAGAUCCAGUUAGGAGCAGUGUAAGUAUAUGGCUCUGUUCUGUGUCCGGGGUGUCUUUUUGGGAGAGUCCAAGUGCCACAGGUUACCAACUUUGACGUUUUAUCUUUGGGAGACAUUUAUAACUCUGCUUUUAGUUCAUGAAAGAUUUUACCCCUGUAGACCCUAACAUCAGCAUGUAUAUUCUCCUUUUUGUUCCCUACACAUUUCCUAUGACACUGACAAGGAGAACUAUGCUAAAAAAUCAAAAGCUUUUCAAGUUUGCAAUCAUUUCUAUAAUUCUCAUGAGCCUGAUGUUUGAUUCAGUAGUGACAUCUUGGUGAGAAAUCGAUGCUAAGUGCCCCCAAGGGGUUAAAGUGUUGGGGGUUGAGGUCUGCGAUUUCUGAGUCAAUUUUCCGCGGACAUGAAUUGAUUCUUCUAGUAGCAAAUCUUCUGUGCCCCUUGUCACUUGUAUUUGAAACAAUCAUCUUAGUUAUGAGUACUGAUACAGUACUAAAACUGACUUUGUUCUCUUGCAAUUGUUCUGACAUUUUGUUAGUGCACUUGACUCCGAAUCGGAUGGUUCGGGUUCGAGCCCUGGCCAGGAUCAUUGUGUUGUGUUUUUAGGCAAGACACUUUACUCUCACAGUGCUUCUCUUCACCCAGGUGUACAAAUGGGUACCAACAAAUAUGCUGGGGGUAACCCUGCGAUGGACUAGCAUCCCAUCCAGGGGGGAGUAGCAAUACUCCUAGCCGCUUCAUGCUAAGAAAAUCGGAGUUAAGCACUGGCCCCAUGGCCACUUGGGCCUGUAUAAAGGCUUACUACUAAGUCUGCUGUUAGAAGUUUUUCUUGUAAUGUACAAAACAACUUUCAGCUUGGACUAUUUUUGUUAAACAGUUUCUUUGUUUAUCUUGCUCAGGCAUUAUGUACCCUUGUUGAAAAUUUCAAAUGUCCCAGUUCUGAAGUUUGGCAAGGUGAGUGUCAAUUGUGAGCUCAAAUUCCUCACUUGCUUCCCAGCAGAAUUUUUUUUACCAAUCUGGAAACUUGACAGGCAGAGACAGGGUAUCAAAUUCUCAAAGCAUAGGUACGGAAUACUUAUAAUUGAGAAGAACCACAGUACCAUUGAGAGUGUGCCAUAAUGUAAAGCACAGGAGAACCAAUGAGAUUGCACCAAAAUGCAUCAUUAGCAGCUGGCCAUAAUGUAACAGAAAAAGGAACUCAUAACGAUCAAACCCUAUUACUUGCCAAAUUCUAGAAGAAAAGCAUUCAAAACAUCACAAUCCUUGAUUGAUAGGAUGAGUCUAACAUCGAUAGUAACUCUGUGUGUCAUUUAUCAUUGUCAAUCAUGGGAGACAUGGUAGCCAAUGGUUAGUUUGUUAGACUGCAAAUCGAGAGGUCUGGGUUCAAGACCUGGCCAGGUCAUUGUGUUAAGGUCUUUGGCAAAACACUUAACAUUCACUGUGCCUUUUCCACCAAAGAGUAUAAAUGGGUUGCAGUGAAUUGUCAGGAAGCCCUCAGAAGUCCCCCGCCCUCCAGAGGGGAGUGGUAAUACUCCUAGUCCAUUGAGGCUAUGCAAUAAGCUCCAGUAGGAUGGGCCUCUUGACUCAAUAAAAAGCUAUACCUUAUCAUUUUUGAUACAAUGAACAAACACUGUGUUUUCCUUGUGAUUGCAGGAGUCUCAAGUGACCCUCUCACUGACAAAUCCAGUGGAAAAUUUAUUAAAAGUCACCCUGUUACAAUUUGAGGAAGAGGCAAAAGACACAGCCAAAGAAAAUGACACACAGGACCAAGGGGUUAAUUCAGAUCAGAAUGCUGACAAGAAAGAAGACAAGAAUGAAAAUGAAGAGAAGAAAGAAGAUGAAAAGAAAGACGUGGGUGAAGCUCAAGACAAGACUGAUGUAGAGAAAGAUACAGAGAAAGAGAAGAAGAAGGAUGGCUCGCUUGGAGUGACAGCUGUCAUUCACAAGCCAGACCGCAACAUGAAUAACAGUUGUGAAAGUAGAUGUUUUGUAUCCACUGCUGAGGUAAAUCUAAAUAUUUCUCUACCCUUUGAGAAAGAGUGAUUAGCAUCUAAUUUCUCCUCAAAAUGUCACCACUGAAUCAAACAUUAAGGUAAUGAGAAUAAAGGAAAUGAUCACCAACUAAAGAAGUUCUUGAUCGUUAAACAAAUUCUCCUAAUCAGCUUCUUAGGAAAUGUAUAGAGAACAGUAUGGAGAAUAUGCAUACUGAUCUUAGGGUGUAAAGAGUUAUAAUGUAUUGUAAGGAGAAAUUCUGUCUUGGUCACUCAUGGAGAUUAAAGGGUUUAGGGUCCACGGUCCCUCAGAGAAGGUAACACACGUAUAGCAAUCGAUAUUUUUAAUCGCUGUUGUUCGUUGUUUGUUUGGGUUUUUGUUUGUUUUCCUAGGUUGUCUUGCCAACGUUCCCGCUGAUGUUAGGAGCACGUGACGAGGCUGCUGAGUUUGAUGAAAUAGACUCUGGUACUUCAGCAGAGAUGUUUAAUGAUGAUCCAAGGUUAGUUGUCAAAUGUUUAAUGAUGAUCCAAGGUUAGUUGUGAAAUGUUUAAUGAUGAUCCAAGGUUAGUUGUGAAAUGUUUAAUGAUGGUCCAAGGUUAGUUGUGAAAUGUUUAAUGAUGAUCCAAGGUUAGUUGUGAAAUGUUUAAUGAUGAUCCAAGGUUAGUUGUGAAAUGUUUAAUGAUGAUCCAAGGUUAGUUGUGAAAUGUUUAAUGAUGAUCCAAGGUUAGUUGUGAAAUGUUUAAUGAUGGUAUCCAAGGUUAGUUGUGAAAUGUUUAAGGAUGAUCCAAGGUUAGUUGUGAAAUGUUUAAUGAUGAUCCAAGGUUAGUUGUGAAAUAUUUAAUGAUGGUCCAAGGUUAGUUGUGAAAUGAAAUAAUUUAAUACACAUAUAUACGAAACAUCGGAUAGCGUCGAAGGAGCGCUCUGAUUGGCUACUCAAAUUCCAAUUAUCCUUCGCUGUUCACCUCCGUCCGAUAAAAAUUGUAAUUGUUGCAGGGAUCUGUUAAGCGUAUACUGACACAACUAUUGAUCUCUGUUUCGGUGGCUAGUGGUGACUAUUCGUUGAGCCGCAAAGCGGUUCAGUAAAUAUCCCCCAAAUAUUAGGUGAAUCUUUGUGAAAUAUUAUAUAGUUCUCAUUGGCCGCUGAGAUUAUUCAGCUGAAAUCAGUUUUAGUACUUAGGUUACACGCUGUCUCAAUUGACACAUUCAAAUACUUCAGAUAAAGUACUUCUUUCCUACUACUAAAAAAAUUGUUUGAAGGAUUAAAAGAUUUAUUACAACCUCAAUGUUUUUAAUUGCCAUAGUGUAUCAACUGUAGGUUGUAACGUUAUAGCUGCUUUUGUUGUCUUAUCAGAGUUGUCGUCAACCGACAAGCCAACAAGUUAUGGUUUCUUGUAAAAGUUUUGCCACAAAAGCCAGUUGGGGAUGUCAAGGUGUGUAGGAGUUCUUGUCUUAUUCAAAGCAGCGUUUUUCUAUUUCAGUUAAGUGUUGAAAAUAAUCCGGAGUUGUCCUAGCUUUGCUUUACCGCUUCCUGUUACUCAAGGUCGCGAACUUUACCACGGGCGAAGAAACACUCGUGCCGAACCUCUCUCUGUUAAAAGAACUGUGGUAUGCAUGAGGUCUUCUUUAAAAAAAAGACGAUAAUUGGUCAUUUACUGUCAUUAUUUUUCAGUUUUCCAUGAUCAUGCAGUAUGAAUACAAACACAUAACAACAGCCCUGGUGCGAGGCGGUCAGGAGUCGGAAGAACAAGUGGUUACAUUGAAACACAAGCUACAUAUCAACCUCGGCCCAGUUCUGACCGAGUCAUAAACUUAAUAUUAUUGAUAUUUAUAGAACGGUAGAGAGGGAAAUAUGAAAGUUGUGGUCCAGGAUAGGGAUAAACUAUUGUGCAUUUUCAUAUGUUCUGUGGGGUAUGUUGGUGCGUCGUCUUUGUUAUCGUGGUUGUUGGCUUCGUCGUCGCUUCCUGUAAACUUUUUUUUCGUAACUGUUGACUUCGCCGUAAUUUUGAAACAUCGUCAUCGCUAGCUUUUAUUUUCGUCUCCGUGACUGUUAAUGCGCCAAUCGAUUCAAAGCUUCAACAUCCUUUCCCCCGGGAAACCCACGACCAUCUUCCUUGCUCGGGUGGUGGGGAAUUUUAGCCUGGUCUUGCUGGGGUUGGGAAUUUGAACCGGAAGUGUCAAGUCUUUUCAGUGGAAAGUGGGGGUGGUAAUUUGAACAAACCAAACUUCAAAAGUUCAAAUGCCGGGGGGCGGGGGAAUGGUGAAGUUUUCGAAUCUCGUAGUUCUUCCAGAAUCUAACGCAGGACUUCGACGUCUUCUGUAGCAUGAUACUAAUGAAUUUCAAAACUUGUAUUUUUUCUAUUUUUACGCACAUCUUUCGUUGAAAAGAGCGAGACAAGGCAGAUUAGAAAAAAAACAUUAACGCAAUAUAAAAGGAGAGGGAUCAAUGCUAGUAUCUGGGUAAUUGCGCACCUACUCCUCCCCUAACGCAUCAAUAACCCUAGCUUGUCAUCAGUUGCCUGUGCUUGGGUUAGG